Toxoplasma gondii ME49 is the source of this 10620-nucleotide messenger RNA. RefSeq lists its product as hypothetical. NCBI's taxonomy places the organism in Eukaryota, Apicomplexa, Conoidasida, Eucoccidiorida, Sarcocystidae. The transcript has 4 exons. The record is from RefSeq and is a predicted model, not a curated record. Bases 1265 to 7657 code for a protein of 2130 amino acids.
GCAAGCGCUGGUCUCAAUCCCACAAGUACAGCGGAUACAGAAGUCCGCCGCAAAUGUGUCACUUUCAGAAUAUCUGAGUGUUUUGCUUGACUGGAGCUGACGUCUUCGCGGAGCCUCUUCGGGGUGAUGUUUCGCUAGAGGCAGCAGCGACAGCCCGGGAUUUCACUAUCCUACCGCAAGGGAAUUUUCCAGCGUUUGGAUUCCGGCCUUACUGUAUGGACUGCUGGUAUCGCUCGUAUGCAGUGCGAGGGAAAGGCAGCUCGAGAACCUCCGAACGCGGCACACCGCACGGCAGGCGGGACAGAUGCCGGAGGCACUUCCCGCCUCGCGUUUCUCCCCUCGUUUGUCACGAUUUUCCGGCUGACUCGGACCGUUCCACGGGCGCUUUUAAAAGGGUGUUCACGGCCCGUUAACGCAGCGACUUAAACUCGCCGGAACAGAUGUUCUGGCACCUUCGAGCCCGUGGACUUGGCUGUCUUUCGUGUUGCAGCUCGACAAUAUCGAGCUGAACACUUGCCAACUUACUUCGGUGAAUGUACACCCAACCAUUGCGCAGAUCCGUCUUGACGCCGUUGGUUUUGCUCCGUGGAAAGUGCCGGAGUGUGUAGAAGCCGCGUCUUUAUCCGAACCUCGACUGCGAGACGCCUUCAACCUACCCAGCGUUUUAUGCUCCAUGUCUUGGGGAUGUCAUUUUCACGGGAAGGGCUCUCUACACGUGUUCCCGUUUCCAUACCCGCUGGCCCCGGCUUUUCGUCUGCCUCGGUAAAGUUAUAUGCAUACUUAAGAAAGCUACUCUUUCUUCCUGGCAUCGACUUGCAUGAAAGCGGCUGUUCGUCUGCGAUUUUAUGCAUGCUCGAACAAGCUCCCUCUGUGACAAGUUUGGCUUCGUUCCGGUGUCACCACGCCUGUCGCCUUUUUCCCGAUCUCUUGGCCAUCUAUUCCCGCGGCUCCCCGUUCGAGGACCUGCGGCCGCUUUUCCCAUCUGGCUGCUGCUCGUCGUAGAAGGCGCCUCUGUCCAUCCCGAGUUUCUCUGUUGCUUCUGUCUCGGAAGGCGUUUUCUAGGGAGUAAACAAAUUUACUACACACCCGGUCAAGUUGGACUCCUGGAUAGCGCGUCUGAAGUUGCCAGGCCCCAUUCCCCCUCGUAGGUGGUGUGCAGCAUUGCACCUAUGCAGCUGUCGGGAGUUGCACGCGUUCGACAUGAAGUUGCUCUUCUAGCUCUUCUUGGCGUCCUCUCCCUUACGUCUUCUGAGGAACCUCUACGAUGGGAAACAAGGGAGACACCGCGCCUUCCUCGGGGAAGGUUCCCCAGAGGGUCGUCACCCUCAUCCGGUGGCUAGGACGCGGGGCGAGAGAAGCGCGGAGGCAAGAGAACAAAGAAAAUGAGGGCGUCGGUAGAGAGAAGAGGAGUAUCUUUCUGCGCAGUGCAACUUCCUUCUUAGGAGGAGGUUCAGGACACCAGCGAAACUCUGAGAUACGCCGGAGCGUCUUCGGCUGGUUAUCUCGGCAACACAAUUCUGGUGACGAAGAGGGCAAACAGCGGCCACCCGCCUUCGAGAGAAGACGAAAGCGGUACCUAACUGUGAGCUGGAAAUACAAAAAGAGCAUCGGCAUGUCGGCGUCAUUUGUCUUCGUGUGCAACCAGAUUCUCGCCUCAGGUCUCACGUCGAUGCCUCUGACGCUGAUCGACUUUGGCUGGCUGCCCUCGCUGCUGAUGAAUCUCCUCUUCUGCGUGCUCUCCUUCGUAUGCUCUCUGCUCCUCCUCGAGUCCGUGACGCUCAUUGAAAACAAUCAAAACUUCAACGAGCGCUUCGAGUACUCUGCUACAGUCCGGCACUACCUUGCGCCUAUGCACGGAGCGCGUUCUCAGAAGCGGCUUCACCCGGUCACCGGUACCGGCUUGGGUCCGCUCUCUGGAGGGAGCGAAGGGAGAGACGGAGACAGUUCCUCGACUUCUUCUCCUCCCUCUGCUGGCGCGGUCGACUUCCCCUAUGGUCCUGCGCCGCUCCUCAGACGCUUUCUUCGUUUGAUGGCCAACCGACAGGGGGGUCGCGAGUCUCCGGCCUCGGGUGUAGAGGCACCACAGCCUGGCGUGGGAAGGAGGGCGGCGGGCGCUGCUCUGGAGGCAGACGGGGAGCAGGCGAGGAAACCAGGCAGGGUCGCCAGUGAAGAUGCAAUUGUGACUGUCGCGUCACAGACUCCUCCGGAGACUAUGGCGAAAGUGAGGUUCUCCGUUUCUUCGGUUUUCCGGGCGCUGGUGUCUGUAUGCAACGUGAGGCGAUGGUCUCUCCUCGCGGUCGGUGCCGCGACUGAUCUGUACACGCGAGUCGUCCGUGGAGUCCACGGCAUCAUCACCACAGCCCCGCCGCUUCUACCUCCGAGCUUCCCUCGAACGUUUACCAUGCUGCUGCACUUGAACACUUUUCUAUCUACUUGUUCGGCUGCUCUGCUCGUGGCGUAUUGUCUCGAUUGUCUGUUUCUGCGCAUUUUCUCCUUCACCCUUUUCCUCCCGCUUCUCCCCACGGACGUCAGUCCGUUCCUCUCCGUCUGUGGCGCCGUCGAGUGGCUGGGUGAACUGUCCGCGCUUCUUCUCCGGCCACUUUUCGUUUUCUUCGAUGCCUUCGUUUCGCUGCUGUUUCUCCUUCUGUCGCUGGUUGGCGGCCCGAUGUCGACCGUCGCGUCCUGGUUCCCGAACUUCGAUCCGCAAGCCAGCUUCGCCCUGUUCUUUUCAGACGGCCUGUCGGAAGCGCAGGACGCCCUAGACGCGUCGUGGAUGUCGCUUUCGCGUCUCUUCUCUGCGGUUACGAAUGCGCUCUGUCUUCCUUUGGGCUUCCUUCCAGAGACCGUCUCGUCUCUUCUUUCUGCGUUUCCCUUGACUUUGCCCCGGGCCUUCGCGAUCGGCUACAGCAGAGGCAGUGCCCCGCAGCCGUUCGCGGUGCCGGCACUGCCGUUUCUCUACGCGCUGCCGAGCCAGCACCAGAUCGAAGAGGUCUUCUCGGGUGUAUGUACACCCAACUGCGACGGAGAGGAGCCGACCACGUCGUCGCUCCUGCCCGCCGUGGUGACGGCUUUUUUCCGCCCCAGAACAGCGGACGCGCAGGGCCACUCGGACGCUGCGCUGUCCGACCUCGCCGCCGCAGCCGCAGGCUCGACCCUCGGGCAGUCCUCGGGUGUAUGUACACCGUGUGUCGGGCACAUGGGCAUCACUCUCGGGUACGUGGUGACCGCUGGGAUUUGUCUGCAUCUGGCUGCCGCCGAUCUGCAGGACAACAUGCAACUCCAGUUUCUUUCCUUCGGAGCGAUCAUCGCGGCCGUCUUUCAGAUCACUGCCUCCGCUGCUCUCGUCCUGCUGCGCGUCUCCUCCGCAUCCGCCUUGUCGUCCCUCUUCCCGUCCGCCGCGUCGUCGCCCUUGGCGUCCGCCUCGCCGUCUUCAGACGCCACGCGAGCUGUACACAUACCCGGCACCUGUGCGGUCGCCCCGCGUAUUCCGGGAACGUUCGCUGGCACCGAAGUCUGCGGUCGCGCCGAUCAAAUUCUGAACCAAGUCGACACUCGCUUUUCACACUCGGAGACACUCGCGAAUGGGAAGCUCGAAGGGUCGUUCCUCGCGUCACCCUGGCCUUCCGCAAUCGUUCGAGGGAGUGGCAUCGGCAGUCUUGUCUCCACCUUCGUCGACGCCUACAGCUUCUCGAAUGCACUGCCCAGUUGGGCUAACGAAAUCAAAGACGACGUCCCGGUGACGCGUACAAUCCUCACGAGCACGGCAUUUUCUUGUGCAGUCUAUUUCUUCUUUGGCUAUCUCUGUGCGGCGGCCUUCCCCGCUCCCUCGGCCUCCUCGAAUGUCAUCGCCGCCAUGCUUCCCUCCUCUCCAUCCUUCGUCGCUGUCGCAUGCAUCUGCUUCUUCCACGUUUUCGCCCUCCUGCCGAACAUCGUCACGGGGCAAAUCAGUUGCCGGUACGAUCUGAUCAACAUGGCGAUCUGCAUGGACAAGCAGUCUGCGUUUUUCACGGCUUCGAAGCUUCCGUGGUUGUUGUAUUGGCUCUUGACUUUCAGUCCCGUUUUCGCGCUCCCUUCCUCGCUCCUCACGCUCUCCACAAACGUCUUGUUGAACUUCGCAGCCCCAGCCGUGGUGUUUAUCUACGCGUUGCACGCUUGCGCUGACACUGGGGAUUUCUUCGAGGACGAGAGAGAGCUGCUCUCUGAGAGCGGCGACUGCGGCUUGUCUGUCGUCCUCAGCAGAGACCGGAAAAGAGGUAGCGCGUCUUCUGGGGAGACAGAUGUCCACGGGUUUUCGCCUUCUCCAGACUCGGCUUUUGAGACUUCUCCGCACCAUGCCUCGCCCCUUUUCUCCGCGCGCGUGUCUCCGAGUCUCUCGAGCCCGCGCCAUCCGUCACGGCUUCUGGGGGACUCGCUUUCGACGACCGCGUCGACGGGGAGUGUCUCGCCGGACAGCUGCGGCCUGAAAAGCUGUCUGAAGCCGGGGACAGGUGGCCCGGGCCUUCGCGCGCAGGGCAGAAAGAAAACCGUCGUCGCCCGGAUUGACGCCGCCUCCUCCACGCCCCGUGCCGGGAACGACGACGGACUCCAUCGCCUCCGGAUGGAGGCCGCGGAGGCCGGGAGCCGGCACGAGUCCCGGAACUCUUCAGGCGCGUUGGGCUCUGACGGGUUCUCAAGCGUCGAGGCGGAGGCCGGCGAAUGGGGCGACUCGACGCCUGGGCUGAAGCGCUCACAGACGCAAGACGUCACGAGACUCGCGACAACGGCUCGAGUCGGCUCUGGGUCUCUCGAACUUCGUAGCCGGCCUACGCAUGCAAAUCUCGCAAAUGUGGGGAACGCAGGAGGGAUGGCCCGCGUUUCUGGAGCUGUCGCAGGCGGCGGCUGUGCGCGGUCGCGAGAGGUGCAGAGACAACUGCAUGAGUGGCUCCAGGAGUACUCACGGCAGUUGCCAGACAGCGAAGUGGCGCUCCUGCUUCAGCGGCAAGAACAGGAGGAAGAAGACGAGCAACGCAGACUCCAAGAGGACGAAGACGAGGAUGCCAAGAACCGCUGCCAGCAACUCGGAAACGCCUGGCUCAGACGGCAGGCCCUUGGCGAUCCCUCCGGGAGUGAAGAAGAAGGCGACCUUCGUGAGACAGAGCAGAACGGCGAGAAGGAGGCUCAGGCGCAAGCGCCGGAGAAAGAGAUGGCAGAGAGCGACAGAACAAUCGAGGGAGAAGGCAGGAGGCGUCCGGCCGGCGACGGCAACUCAGAAGCGGAGGAGGCGAAUGAGGAGGCCCCCGAUGCUUUGUUAGCACCCAUGAACAAGGAAGAACAGACACGCAGUGACGGGGUGGAAGCGCCAGGUAAUGAAAAUGACAGAGAAAACGAAGUCAAUCUCUCUCGUUCGUCCAAGAGGUCACAUGUGUCUUUCGGGCGAGUCUCUUUCGACUCGACAGACACGCGGGAGAAAACGCAGUGUGGAGACGGGAACCAAGAUGAAAAGGAGGAAUGGCAGGCACCGACCUCCAGUCUCCUCGAUCAUUCCACAGAGGACAAAUGCAGUCAGUACGGCGCUUCAGAGAGUCUUGAAGGAGACAAAACCCAAGGGGACAAGGCAGAGAAAGAAGCACUCAAGACUGAGACAGACUCACCGCCGGCUGCUCUCGCACCUGGGGAGAUCCCCGUGGAAUUCGCGGCGGCGGAGGACGCCAGUCGCUUCGUCAGGAGGCAAGGCCGGACCCGGCGCGUCGACUCUGCCUCGCUCGCGCUGCAGGCCAGGCAGAGGGCGAAGGAAAAACAGAGAGCGGCAGACAGAUCCGCAGAGGAAACUUUGGGAGGCGAACAGGCUGACCAGAAAGAGACAAGUGCCGGAGCAACUGAAGAUAGAAAACAGGCCGAGGAUGCCCGUGUACCAUCGGGAGCGGCUUCUGCGAAUGGUUUUUCUUCACCUCUGAUCUCCCCUUCCACUGACGAGGUGUCCUCGCCCGCUGACGAAGCGCCUCCUUCCACCACCGAAAAGGUGCCGCCUUCUACCGCCCAGGAGGUUUCUUCUCCUGACUGUGUCCAUGGGGGGCAUGCAGCCACGCCGGCUCUGUUGGCGCCUGGAGAAAUCUUGGAGGAAUUUGCGCCUGCGAGUGCCGCAAGCACCUUUGUUCGCCGCACUGCGAGAUCAGCCCGAAUCGACUCAGUGGCUGUGGCACUGCAGAACAAGAAGGCGGAGCGACAGCGGCGGUUGGCGAGGGAACGGAGAAACCGAAACGACGACUCCGAGCUUGUUGGCGAAUCCCAAGCAGGAGAAGCGGGUUCAAGCGAUCGCCGCCUAGGCGAAGUGGCGGAGGCGCAAACACACGACCCCAUUUCUUCGUCGUUGUUUCAUCCUUCACCUUCUUCCUCGUCGGUGUCUCUGUCUUCUCCGCAUUCGUCUUCUCUGUUGUCUCUUUCUCUUGCGACUUCUUCUGCCUCGGCGGAGUCCCGGGGAGUCGAGGCAGCCGCGCCUUCCGCCGGCGACAGAGACACUUCGAAGGACAGGGGGGGCGAGGGCCCGAAGGCAGGCCCGCAAGGUGUGGGGUCGGUUUCAGGCAGUCCCCGUUGCUCACGGGAGGCAUCUGCCGCGCCGAGUGCCUUCGCGAAGCCCGAUUCGGACGCGGUUUCCGCUCGUCACAUUUCUCUCUGGCAUUCGCUGCACAGGGCGACAACGCGUUUCAGAGGCUCUAGCCUUCUGUCGCUGUGGAGUUGGGGGGUGAACGGGGAGUCCAGAGGGAGUCGAGACCCGCCUCAGUCUCUGCUGCGCCAGUGCACAAGCCGCCUUCAGACUCUGCGGAUUCCAGGAGCCUCUUGCUUCUCCAAGAGUCAACGACGCGUGUCGACCUCCACCUGUGCGACCAGCGAAGAAGGCCCGCGAGUCGUCGUCUUCGCCUGGCUCCCCACCGUCGAACAGAAACUCGUGGCGACCUACGUUCUGCUUCUCGUCAUCUGCUUCUGCGCCAUUGUCGCUCUGGCUGAGGACACUCACGCUUUCCUGGAAGCCUUCGUCGUCUUCCUCUCCACGACCGCCGUGUCGCUGUUCCGCCUCCUCCGCGGCGGCGUCUGCGGGACCGCGUGGAAGGGCUUGUAUGCAUGCAUCGGCCUCGUCAGCAGCGUGGUGCCCUCGCCGGUCGCUGCGGUGGUUUCGGACCUCGUUGCGUCUGCUGUCGCAUCUCUCGAGGGCGCGGGAGCCGCCGUCGAGAUGUUUAUCCGAGUCUCAGUGCCCACCCUCGCUCGACGCGCUGUGGCCAGUGCAGAGGCCCUCGUCGUCGGCGCCCAGGAGCAGGCCGGAGGGACAUUUGUUGCGCGCACUCUGGGCUCCAUCUGGAGACUUCGCAGCUUUUUGUGGGCGGCCGUGCAUUUUGAAGAGACAGUGAUAGACAGACAGGCCUCUCCGUCGGCCGCGACGAAUGGACGCGCUUCUCAGGUUGCUCCCGUCAGUGACGAUUUUCACGCGCUCGACGCGGGAGAAGACGACGGGCUGUGGUCCUUCGAGGCCUUCUUCUUGUCGCUGCUCUGUCUCCUCUUGACGGCAAUUCCACUCUUCCUCUACGUCUCUCCGGCGAGACAGAGAGAACGGAGGAGGAACCGCUGCAUGCAGAGACAGGCGUCAGACAGUCCUCCCUUUCUUCGAUGUCCUGACUCCGACGCGUGAGGUGCCUCUGUAUGUGUUCCUUCAGCGUUUUCGUUCGCUCUGUUGGUGCCUUGAAAGUGGAAAGGAUGGCAAGAAAAAACUGGAAGAAAAGCGGUGCCUCUCGGGGGGGGGGGGGGGAGAGUGGGUGCGCGGUUUCGUGAAAAGAGGCACAGAGACGACGAGGAAGUUGUUCUCCUUUCGUGUGGUCUGCCUUUUGGUCUCUACACUGGGCGAGAAAAAGCAACUACCAGGCAGGGUAGCCACAGUGUGUGCACAUGGUGGAUGCGUCCUUCCGACAGGGCGCAGUGGCGUCUGAAUAGAGAGCACAGAUGUCUGAGCACUGGCGACUUCUCGAACAGAAAAACAUGGCAAAGACGGGGGGUUUGGUGGUAGUUUUCGACGGAAGUGUUCAUGGCUUUGAAUGCUCAAGGACGGCUGGGAGAAGAGCAGAUGGUUGUCUUUGCUAUUGUCGAGAGCAGAGAAAGCAUUGGGGAGUCUGGAGAGGCAAACCCCGUUUCUCGACAUUCGCAGGUACGCAUUCGGUGUUCUUGAGACUUAUUGUAUCUGUAAAAGAAGCUCUGACGGGCGUGGAUUUGAAACAGCCCAAGUGGGGAGGCUGAGUCCAGCAGACGGUCUGCUCGUGAUGUGCGAUACCGACCGAGUUGUUUUCGUCUUUCGCGCAGAUCAUCGAAAUGGUACGAAACUGGGUGUGUCUGUCCUUUUGCUCGAGACUCGCGACAUUGAAUACCACAAAGAAUGUCUUUUCGUGCAACUAGAAGAAGACGCGACUUGGUUAAGACCGUGGCCCAAGAGUCUGCUUUGGGACUGUUACGUACGCAGAGCUACUGUGACCCUCGAUACACAAAUGUGUUGUAAUAUCACCCAUACAUAAAUUUGUGAAUAUGUCUUUAUUUUUAGUUGAUAUGUGGAUCUCCAUGUGAAGGUACGGAACGAUGUUCCCGGCCCAGAUCUUUCGCCGGAGUUUUUUCGCUUUUAGAGUUGAAGUUGUGGGUGGGAAGGCCGGGACACGCAGUUGCACCAAAAUGACGUUCGCCCAGGAGCGGAGAUUCGCUCCGGUGUUUCUCCGGUGUGGAGAGCGUUUCACAGGAGACGAAGUUUUCCGCUCUACCUGCGUCGCUCCAAAACCGGCAUGACCACCGCAACUGUCGCACGUUUCCCUUGUUUGUCCGAGUUUCGUCUGUUUGUCUCGCGUCUGCGUUUUGUGUUUUUUCGAGUCCUGACGACUCGGCGAAAAGGUUGGCAAGCCGGCCUUUGCCAGGGGAAAGAAGGCCUUGUUCCCUCAGUCUUGGCACCCGCCGGGUUUCUCCUACACGCAGAAAGAAACCUACGGACGAGGUUGGUGUGCAUGUGAUCAUCCGAGGAAACGUCGGGGACGACGGCAUUUCGUUCUCGCUUCUUCUUUUCAGGCAGUUCCACAGAAACUCAGAAAAAACAGACCCCAGCGAAAGGCAGCGAGGUCGAGUUUAGAGUUCCAUGUGACUUCUACCCUAUCAAGCGAUGAGGGCAGAAAUUGAUGAUAAUGAAGUAAAGACAGAGGAGAAGUCUGGUUUUGAAAGACACGGUUUUUAUGCUGGGUGUUGAUCUGUUUCGGCUUAGAUUUGGAGACUUGUCGCUCUUUGGAUGGUGCCUUAAACUUGUCCCCAGCUUCGCUCUCAUAGUUUCGCUUACCAGAGAGGGCGCAUUGCGAGAAGAAUAACGAUUCUCGCAUUGAGGUUGUUUCGUGGGUAGUCCGUUUGUCGGGAAGCGAUUUUCCCUAGCCUCGGAUUCAAUUCUCAAGGUUCACAAACUCGAUUCGAGAGACAAAAUGUCACAAGAAACACACCGCAGCUCUCUGCGGAACACACUGUGUUUAGGUGCGUCCAAUUUACUCUUUCCUCAGUCACUCAUCAAAUCAAUUCCAUAGGUAAACCGUGAAUUGCUUAGUCGGAUUGCGUCUGAGAUUCUGUGCCAAAAAUCAUAAAUGCCCAAGGUCCGCGUUUAUGUAAAUCGAGCACCGACGCAGUGAGGCGGCACUCCGCCACAACCAGGAGGCACGAUAAAAAAAAUACCAGAGUUGAACCUUGGUGUAGUUUCAACUCCCAGAACAGUCAAUUCCUCGCGACCUGUGUACGCAUUUCUAUUAGUGAUUGAAACACCUUCAUGUUUCAUAGCGAACAAAUAUUUUUCUUGCAACGACCUUCCGGUAUCACGGGAAAGCCAUAGUUUCCGUACACAGCUCCGGAGUUGUGAACUGCGCCAUUCUCACCUUUGAAACACCUUCAUACUUCAUAGAGAAUAGCUAUUUUUCAUGUAACGUCUUCUCUGUAUAGGUAGAUAUGAAAAAGAGAAAUGCCCUAUCAUCGAAUCCGUACCAUGGUUAUGGUGUUGCAAACGAAGCAGCGAAAUACAAAGCAAUGACUGACGGCUUCAAGAACUCUUGAGAAAUAUGGUGUCUCAGAUGUCAGAUCAACGAGCGGCAUAGCCGCGUACAUUCAACUGACUGGCGAAAAAGAUACUUUGCCGAUCUGAGUCUGUCUGCGUAACAACUCCUUUGAACCGCACACCGACAGGGAAUGGACGUUUGCGGCCGAGGGACGCUCCGAGUCGCAAACGGACAAGACCGAGAUGGAACACACUACUGCAGAAACAACAUGCAGGCAAAAGACCGAGCACGUAGACGAAUGUUAAUUCUACAGACCAUUUCCUAUGGCGUUGCACAACCUAUCAAUGCAUUGAAGAGUUCGGGACGCGGCAGCCGGAGAAAAAACAAAAAUCCCUUCCACAGUUAGAAAACUGACUCAGAAUCCGGCUCCGCCCUUUUCUCAUACCCUUUUUCUUUCGGCAUGCGACAUCGACAGCUUUGCGAUGGAAACUUUAAUAGUCUGCCUCGGUUCUUGGUGAAGAUGACUUCCGGGCGCUCACCGUUUGAUUUUUGUCUAGUGCGUCUUGAGGACAGGGUGUUAAACCAUGGAGGAAAAGCCUCU